This is a messenger RNA of Angiostrongylus costaricensis, 831 nucleotides long. The record is from the annotation of a GenBank genome assembly. Lineage: Eukaryota; Metazoa; Nematoda; Chromadorea; Rhabditida; Metastrongylidae.
AUGUUCAUCGCUGAAGUCACAGUAGAAGAACAACUAAUGUUCUCGGCUCGUCUUCGUAUGCCCAAAAAUGCGACCGAAGAUGAACGCAAGGAAACUGUUGAAAAUCUCAUAACAUCGAUGGGACUAAUUAGUUGCAGAUAUUCGAGAAUCGGUACAGCAACGGAAAAGUUUAUAUCAAAAAGUGAACGUAAACGGUUAGCAUUCGCUUCAGAAAUUAUCACGAAUCCGUCCAUUUUGUUUUGUGACGAACCAACGUCUGGUCUCGAUUCAUUUAUGGCAUUGCAGGUUAUUGCGGCAUUAAAGAUACUGGCAUCAAAAGCAAAAACUGUUAUCAGCACCAUUCAUCAACCAUCUACUGAAGUCUAUCAAAUGGCCGACAGGUGGUGGAUGGCCUUCUUCAUCCGGUCUGCUUGCAGAAUAAUUUUAUUGGCGAACGGUCAUGUUGCUUAUCAGGGUGGUAUGGAUGGAGUUGAGAAAUUCUUUACAUCGCUUUAUUGUCGUCGUAUUACAUCCGAAACACCAGAUUUACAGCAAGCGGUUAACGAUGAAGCCGUUGACUUUAGUCAAUCCAUUGAAGAUUCACCACUAAUUCCAUUCCAUUCGUACCAUUAUAGAAGUGAUUCAAGGAAUAGUUACCAAAUAGUUCCUGGAAAUCCUACCGUACGCUCAACGUCAGAAGUUCAGGUCUUGUCGUUAAUUCUUGGUUGUGUUUAUUAUCAAGUGGAAUUCACUAAGGAUUCGUUAAUGAACUACAAAGGAUCUGCUAUGCGUGCUUCGCUUGAUAUGGUUUUCAUUUUUCUCUAUCCAUGCAUCUCUGUGAGUGAUGACUAA